Molecule: messenger RNA, 1923 nt
Organism: Talaromyces rugulosus
Lineage: Eukaryota; Fungi; Ascomycota; Eurotiomycetes; Eurotiales; Trichocomaceae
Exons: 1
Coding region: 1-1923 (640 amino acids)
Cellular component (GO): SAS acetyltransferase complex
Molecular function (GO): histone acetyltransferase activity
Source: RefSeq, a predicted model, not a curated record
AUGGUCGCCAGCUCCAGAUCCUCCUCGCUGCGAACUGCGGUGCGACCGCCGCCGCCACAGCAACAACCUCACCAAAAUGGAGGAGGAGGAGGAGCAAUUGAAGAGGACAUCAGCAGAAAUGACAAGACUGCUAACAUCAUGCACGCCACAAAAACAGCAAUCCUCACGACCAGCAAAAGCCUGCCAAACCUGAAAGAAAAUAACACCUCAUCAUCCCCUCCGCCUCCGAACCCGCCGCCGCCCCGUCGCUCGCAGAUCAAUAAUAAUAACAACCAUCACCACCACCACCACCACCACCGCAUCGCCCAGACUACGCUCGACAGCUUUCUGAAACGAGACACGCACGUCAGCGCAGAGAAUGAUGAGCAGCAGCAGCCGCCUGCAAAGAAAGCGCGUCGCAUGAAUAAUAAUAAUACUGAUAAUUUCAACUAUAAUAAUAAUAUCACCAUCGCGCCACCGAAACAGCCCCUCCAGAGUCGAGACUCGCUCGAUCCGCUCAGCAUCAUCACAACAAAAACGCCUGAUUCUCUGCGCUCUCGUGCGAGAGCGAAUACAUUCAAUACGGCUACUACGUCGCCUACUCGCUCAACGACGACGGCGACGGCGACGCGCGCGACGCGACAUGGCGAGCAGAAACCGGUUAUUAUAGCGAAUGACGACGACAGGACAGACCGUGAUGGCCCCCCUCCGGUUGGAGGAAAAGCAGGAGGAGAACAGAAAAAAGUCCCAGAGAAACGCUCGCUGCGAUCACACGAUGGCGGUUCACGCUCAAAGAGCGAGUUGGCCAUGUACUUUCCAAGCUACGAGCAGAUUAUUAGUCUGGAGCCUGUCAGGCCCGAGUUUCUUGCUCCGGAGACUAUGGUUGCGUUGAUAGAUGACUUGGCUGAAUCGCCGCUGCCUCCUACGUCGUCUUCCUCUCCGCUUGACUCCUCGUCGUCUCCGUCUCGAACGCGGAAGCAGCGAAAGUCGAUUGAUCAGAUCUCGCCGUUUAGCAAUCCGCUGCUCGAGCUACACAAAGUCGAGAAAGUGGAGCUUGCUCAAGUAGAUAAUGAGCAUGGCGACGACCCUCUCGGCGACGACAUAUACUUCAAAGCCCACAGGCGGCAUGAGCGGCAAGAAAAACAGCUCCGAAAUAUAGAGAAAGAACGCGCCCAGCACGAGAAAAUCCAGCUGGACCGACUGCUUGAUGAGCUACAGGGCCACGAUUGGCUGCGCGUUAUGGGAAUCAGCGGCAUUACAGAUACAGAAAAGAAGCUGUACGAGCCGAAACGAGACCAUUUUGUGCGCGAAGUCACGGCUCUUAUUGACAAGUUCCGCAUCUGGAAGGAAGAGGAGAAGCGGCGGAAGAUGGAGCGUGAGCAAACAGCACUCGAAGCUGCUGCUACUGAGCAGGAGGAAGAGGAGGGGGAGGAGGAGGAGGAAGAAGAAGAAGAAGAAGAAGAAGAAGAAGCACAGCCUUUGUCUGAUAAUCAAAGCUAUGGCACCCCUCCAGAUCCCAACGACGUCGACGCCUGGGCUGCACGCCAGCUUUUGCAAGAAGCACGGUCUGCAUCGUCCGUCAACGGACACGCUGCUCCAAGACGCCGUCUCGUCGACGAGCUUACUGGGUCUCCGCCAAACUCACACAAACAAUCACAAAGGGCAGCCCAAAAACCACUACCACCAACACCAACACCUCAAAAACAGCGCGAGCCCUCUGAAGAAUCAGAACCAAACCCGUUUGUAUCCUUCUACCCAAAACGGCACCUCCGCGACGCUGCCCUCUCAGCGCGCCGCGGCGGCCGUAAUCGAUCUGCUUUUGGGCAGCCGUUACCAGAUAUUGAAGAGCACGAGUUUCGGCUUCCUUCGGAUAUUCUGACGGACGAUGUUAUUCAUGCUACCGAACGCAAGCGGCGACGACUAAAGCGGGAGAGUAGGGGGUGA